AUGGAAAAAAGGAAGAAGGAGCCUAGAUUGGAAACAAAAACUGGGUGUGAAGCCCGAAUGGAUGUUAAAUUUGUACCAGAAACUGGAAGGUGGCAUAUUUUUUGUUUCUCUGACGAACACAACCAUGAUCUAUUGGAUACACAAUUCAGUGCUAUGUUGCAUGCCCACAGAAAAAUGUCAGAGGCAGAUAUUAUGCAAAUGAUGAACAUGCUAAAGUUCGGGAUUAGCACUUCACAGAUAUUUGGUCUUCUAGCUAGUCAAGCAGGCGGGUAUGAAUUUGUUGGCUAUGGUUCCAGAGAUAUGUACAAUGAGAUUGCUCGGCAAAGGCGUCAAAUUCAUGGUGAUGCAGCACGAGUGUUGAAGAAGUUGGAGGAUAUGCGGUUGAAGGAUCCACAAUUAUAUUUCAAGGCAUGUCAUGAUUCAAGAGGCUUGUUACGUAACUUGUUCUGGUCUGAUGGGAUUAGCCAACUAGACUACCGACUCUUCAGGGAUGUUAUUGCUUUUGAUACUAUGUACAAGAAGAACAAGUAUAGUUGUCCAUUAGUCAUAUUCAGCGGGGUUAACCACCACAACCAAACAAUUGUUUUUGCUACUGCGUUUAUUGUGGACGAAACUACUAAUACAUAUAUUUGGCUCCUGCGUCAGCUCAUGUUUGCAAUGAAGGAUUAUGCGCUUGGCCACCUUAUUCGAAAUGCAACUAGCAAUGUUGGAAAUCCAUCAUUUACAUCUAAAUUUAGAAAAAUCAUGUUGGAAGACUACGAGAUUCCCGUGUUUAAGCGUAAGUGGGUUCAGCUUAUUAAAGAAUUUGGCCUUGAAGAUAAGCCGUGGGUGAACAACAUGUAUGAAGAGAAGCAUAUGUAUGUGGGGUCGCAGUAUGAUUUGACAAGUUUUGUAGAGCAUUUUCAAAGGUGUGUUGCACACUUGCGCUUUAAAGAAUUUAAUGCUGAUUAUGAAUCUACACGUGAGGUACCCGUCAUGCAAACUUGUAUAGAGCUGCUAGAGAGAUUUGCUGCUGAGUUGUACACUCAUGAGAUAUUUCUUUUAUUUCGGCCAUUUCUCUCUAGAGCUGGAUCAAUGCGGGUGCUAAACAAAAUAGAGAAUAACGAAGAUUGCAUAAAGUACAUUGUGUGUAAGCAUGGGAGGCCCGAUUUUCUGUGGAUCGUUGAAUUUCAUCAAGAAGAAAUGAUCUUCAUGUGUACCUGUUUAAGAAUGGAGUCAUUUGGAAUUCCAUGCGAACAUAUUGUGAAAGUUCUCGUUGACAAAGACAUUUGUGAGAUUCUCCGGUCAUUGGUAUUGGAUAGAUGGAACAAAAAUGUGAAAUCAGCACUCAAUGAUCCAAGUGGGUUCACUAGGAAUGCUGUUGUUAUUAGUCGUCAAAGUACCUUGAUGGAAUUUUCUAAACAAUUGGCUGCUGUUGCUGCUAAAGUACCAGAGAGAUAUGAAGAGACACGUGACAAAAUUAUGGGAUUGUACUCAUAUUACAAGGCUGCAGACGAAGGCACUAAUCAACCUUAG
Molecule: messenger RNA, 1515 nt
Organism: Arachis duranensis
Lineage: Eukaryota; Viridiplantae; Streptophyta; Magnoliopsida; Fabales; Fabaceae
Product: protein FAR1-RELATED SEQUENCE 5-like
Exons: 3
Coding region: 1-1515 (504 amino acids)
Molecular function (GO): zinc ion binding
Source: RefSeq, a predicted model, not a curated record